GCAAGCUGCUCACAGGUUCAUCUCUGGUUCAUGCAUGAUCAUGUCGGUUUCUCCAAAUCCAAAAAACCCUCAAUUUUCUCCAUUAUCCCAAUACCCUCAUCCAUGAUUUCAUGCAUACAUCACACACAAAUAUAUAUAUAUACACGCAAGUUUGGUAGUAAUUAAUUAAGUUUGCAACAUUGGUUGAUAUUUGAGAUCAGAAAAGAAAAAAAUGGGGAUUUCACCUUCUUCCAAAACGAGUAGUGUUUCAGCGAUAACAUUAAUCCUGCAUUUGACAAUGGCGGUUUACGGGAGCAACUACUUGGAAGAUUUCGACAUCACGUGGGGCGGAGACAGGGGCAAAAUCGUCAGCAACGGCGCGCUUCUGACGCUGUCCCUCGACGGCGCCUCCGGCUCCGGCUUCCAGUCGAAGAAGGAGUACCUGUUCGGGAAGAUCGACAUGCAGCUCAAGCUCGUGCCCGGAAACUCCGCCGGAACCGUCACGGCUUACUACCUGUCGUCGCAAGGGGCGAAUCACGACGAGAUAGAUUUCGAGUUCUUGGGGAAUUUGAGCGGCCAGCCUUACACGAUGCAUACGAAUGUGUACGCGCAAGGGAAGGGGGAGAGAGAGCAGCAGUUUCGGUUGUGGUUCGAUCCAACGGCCGAUUUCCACACUUACUCUAUCCUGUGGACCCCACAAGCUAUCGUCUUCGCAGUGGACAACGUGCCAAUAAGAGAAUUCAAGAACUUGGAGAGGGUGGGAGUGGCGUUCCCAAAGGGGCAGCCGAUGAGGCUGUAUUCGAGCAUUUGGAACGCCGAUGAGUGGGCGACGAGAGGCGGGCUGAUCAAGACCGAUUGGAGCGGCGCGCCCUUCACCGCCGCCUACACAAACUUCAGCUACAGGCCGUGGAUGCCUCUCCCCCACUUGGAUUCCGGCAUCAAUCAAGCCAAGCUCAAGUGGGCCCAGCGGAAUUUCAUGAUCUAUAACUACUGCUCCGACACUAAGCGCUUCCCCACCGGCUUUCCCCCCGAGUGUCGUCACGCUUAGGUAACCGAGGGCCGGACCGUGUAUAUAUAUAUACAUUCUCGUCAAUAAAGUACAAAUAUUUGGCCCUGUCUCA
Salvia miltiorrhiza (redroot sage) is the source of this 1100-nucleotide messenger RNA. Its product is annotated as xyloglucan endotransglucosylase/hydrolase protein 15-like. The coding region runs from base 212 to 1027 and encodes 271 amino acids. The transcript has 3 exons. NCBI's taxonomy places the organism in Eukaryota, Viridiplantae, Streptophyta, Magnoliopsida, Lamiales, Lamiaceae. The record is from RefSeq and is a predicted model, not a curated record. Gene Ontology annotation, cellular component: apoplast; cell wall. Gene Ontology annotation, biological process: xyloglucan metabolic process; cell wall biogenesis. Gene Ontology annotation, molecular function: hydrolase activity, hydrolyzing O-glycosyl compounds; xyloglucan:xyloglucosyl transferase activity.